AUCAAGAACAAGACCAUCUAGUCACCGCGCGGUCGCUUAACCUCAUAGACCCCACUGCAAACAGUCACAAGCCUCUCGGCACCACAUCAAUCAACGUUGCCGAAGUGGUGGUCUCUACACUUCCUGUCAACGCUGCUGAGGCAACUGACACGUGCGACUGACUGUGAGCGCUGACAUGGCGAGGGAGCCAUUCCUGAGACCGCUCAGCAGAGGCCGUUCUGUGCUUCUGGAGCCUUACCGCACGACGAUUGUAUCUGCUUGGUUCUGGACGAGGCAGAGGAUGAGUCCGUUCCGAAUGCGAGCGGCCACAGCCGCCUACCUGCUGACGUACGCGGGAUCCAUGUGCCAGUGGCCGUACGAGUACCGGUUUUACGACGACUGCGGACUGGCGACCCACGAUGUCUACGUCAUCCUGGGCAUUCAGCAGUUGGCCGUCCUCUUGGGUCCCUACCUGGUGGCAUGGCUGGGUUUGCGGAGAGCCGACGCUCCCGUCCUGCGUCCCAAGGCCACCGUGACGCUGUGCCUGCUGGCGACUGCGUUGGCCUGCGAGGUAAAGAGGGCCGGUCUGUGUUGGGAGACCUGCUUUGUCGUGGGUCUGGGCCCGUCUACGGCCGCCGCGUUGCUCGACCUCAAGGAUCACGUGCUCCUGGCCAGGCACCUGCAGGUGUACGCCACUAUGCUCGUCUGGGCGGUGACGGGUGUGCUGGUGGAUGUGUAUGGCUACGGAGUCGAGUGCGUCUACUCUCUGGCGUCGGCACUCUACGCGACAGCAAUGGUGGUCGUCCUGCUUGGAGUAGACGCCAGCAACGACAUGGUGCCUUCGAAGCCGCAGGGUGUCGCCACUGCUCCUGAUAUUCGGAUGGGCCCGGAAUGGGCGCUUCGCCGUUUCGCGCUGCUGCUCGAAGACACCGAGGCGCUGACCACGUGCGCCGCCCGGUUCCUGCUGGAGGCGGUGGCCGUGCUGAACCGCGCCGUCUUCGAGAUGAGCGGCCCGUAUGCGUGCGGCAGGAUGGUCACCUCCCUCGCGCUGAUCUUCCUCUUCAGACAGUGCGCCGACACCGUCGCCUCGUCCAUCGCCGUGGUGACGGACUCGAGCGGCGUGAGCGGCGCGGCGCGUGCGGCCAGCGGGGCGGCCGUCUGCCUGUCCGCCUUCGCCUCCUCGUACCGCUACUCGACGCCCGCGCGGCCCGAGCACUGCACGGCGCACGCGAUCCUCUCCUUCGGGACCACCGUGGCCACGGCGGGAGACCUGACGCCGCCCUGGCACCGCAGCGCGCUGGCCGGGCUGUUGGCGACAGGGAUCCUAUUGUGGCCUCGCGACGACCCCGAGGCCGAGCUCGCCAUAAUCCUGGGUUGGAUGUCAUCCCUAACCGUCAUGGCCUUCUCGAUUGUGGCUACGGGCUUCGUGUUGUCGUACUGGUGUCCCACCAUUGUUGAUCGCAGGCCAAAAUCUUUGUGGUGGCACUAUUGACAGUUCUUAAAGACGCGCCUAUCCUGUCAGUGACGUUGUUGACAAAAAGGGACCUGGCCGGGAGACAUCGAUUGCUGUUAAGUUUCUUCAUCUUUAAGGUUACUUGCUUAAGAAAUAAUUCGCAACCAACUUCGUUGCUUUUCUUUUUA
This is a messenger RNA of Dermacentor albipictus, 1620 nucleotides long. The record is from RefSeq and is a predicted model, not a curated record. NCBI's taxonomy places the organism in Eukaryota, Metazoa, Arthropoda, Arachnida, Ixodida, Ixodidae.